AUGGUACAAAAAAAGAGAGUUGUAAAAGCCCAAUAAAAAACUAAUUCUGCCUAAAAGAAAAAGGCCUCUAAAGAUGAAGAACCAUCCUUUGAUAAUAUGAAUUAAGUUAAAAACGAAGAUUCCAAGUCUGAAGACAGUCUAUCAGCAGUUGGUGAAGAUGAGGACUAGCACAUGAAUGAGAUGCUCAAUAAAUAUGGAUUCAGGCAUUUUGUAGAACUCGACAUGACACUUCCUUCUGCCGAAAGAGAAAUAAUCAAAGAUUACUAGAUGAGCUUCAUUGAUCGUAAUUACCAGGCAAAGGCUAAUUUAGAAUUGGGAGUAGGUGAUUCAAAGGGCGAGAAUAUGAUCAAUAAUCCCGCUUUUCCCAAGCCCAAAGACUUGUAUGACUCCAAUUCUGACUAUGAGUGCACUCUUUCAGAUGUAAUUAUUUAUUUGAAAAAAUGCGGGUAUCCAUUAGAAAAUUGCUUUGUAUCCUUCCACUCUCCGAUUUUCACUGCUUACAUUAAUUGCGGACUUGAUCCUUUACCAAGUUCAAUUAAGAUAACCAAGGAAGAUUUGACAUAAGUUCAGUAACUUGAUCACGAAGAUACUUUCAAAUUAAUCCUUAAAUUCUAAUGGGGUAUUAGAUCUGAAUAUAAAAAUGAUGAUGAAGGUGCUCCCAUUUAGGAAUCUGUGAAAGAAGAAGUUAUGACACAAUCUGGUAGAACUUAGAGAAGAGUAUCCACUCUAACCCAGUAGUCACAGCAUGAUAAAGAGCAUAAACGUACAAAGGAGAGAACUAUAGGUUAUAUUAUAGAAAAAGUCUCACAGUGGAGAAAAUUGUACAAUGGUUAUAUGGAUGAGAAUCAUCAACUUAGAAGAAUGAGUUUAGAAGAUGCAGCAGCUAAAGUUCAGGUGAGUAAGAAGAGUCUUGAUGAUUAUCUUUCUCAACUAAGACAAGGAAGAGCUCUGGGAUUCAACUUUAAUGAGCAUAAGGAUGAAAAAGUAGGCUACUUGAGACAAUUUGUAAAAGAAAAUUCUAUGAAAAACUAAAAGUCAAACAGUAAAAAGAGUUCGUAUCAUGAGGGAAUAGCCCAAGCAUAGUCUUAAUUGGAGUUGUCCCGGAAAUCAUCAAAGAAAUAGGGAAGAAAAUGA
Molecule: messenger RNA, 1134 nt
Organism: Stylonychia lemnae
Lineage: Eukaryota; Ciliophora; Spirotrichea; Sporadotrichida; Oxytrichidae
Source: the annotation of a GenBank genome assembly